Molecule: messenger RNA, 1347 nt
Organism: Talaromyces stipitatus ATCC 10500
Lineage: Eukaryota; Fungi; Ascomycota; Eurotiomycetes; Eurotiales; Trichocomaceae
Product: alcohol dehydrogenase, zinc-containing
Exons: 2
Coding region: 43-1236 (397 amino acids)
Biological process (GO): butanediol biosynthetic process
Cellular component (GO): cytoplasm
Molecular function (GO): (R,R)-butanediol dehydrogenase activity; zinc ion binding
Source: RefSeq, a predicted model, not a curated record
GCUUCCUAAAUUUUCUCAACCAUACCCACUAAAUGUUCAGAAAUGGCGGCUACAACCACUGCAGCAGCUAUCCCAGCCACUGAAAAGAAAACGACUGUCACCGGCUCGACAGCUGGUCUAAUCCAGUCUUUGCGUUAUUAUGGUCCUAAACAACUCAAAGUAGAAUAUGUGCCACCACUGGAGUGCAAGUCCGAUGAAGUUCGCCUCAAGAUAGGUUACUGUGGUAUUUGCGGUUCCGACGUUCAUGAGUAUCUUGGUGGCCCAAUUUUCCCACCCAAAGCCGGAGAGAAGCACCCCUACACUGGUGCACAGCUCCCCAUCACCCUAGGACAUGAAUUCUCCGGCACCGUGGUAGAAGUCGGCAAAAACGUCAAAGGCUUCUCUGUUGGCCAGAAAGUUGCUGUGAUUCCAGCUCUUGAUGAUCGUCAUUAUGGUGAACCUCCUUGCUUUGCAUGCCGGAAGGACAAGCGAAAUCUAUGCCAGAGAGGAGCUAUAUACGGCCUUAACACCUUAGGUGGUGGACUUGCAAGUGAGAUAGUUGUUCACUCUGCGAGCUGCAUUUCCCUUCCUGGUACCGUGUCACUCAAGGCUGGUGCACUUGUCGAGCCGUUAUCAGUUGCAUGGCAUUGUAUCCGCCUAAGCGCCAUUGAGAAGGGUCAAAAAGCCGUCAUAUUCGGCGCUGGUCCAAUUGGCUUGGCUCUCCUAAUGCUGCUGAAAGCUAGGGGGGUCAGCCUAGUCAUCAUUAGCGAGGUGACGGACUUGAGAAUGCAGCAGGCACGCAAAUUUGGGGCGGACCACGUCGUCAACCCCCUUGCUCAGAUAGAACAGACGGGUGGCACACCAUCAAAAGAUCCAGUAACAGCUCUAGUGCACAAACUGACAGAUGGUCAGGGGGUUGAUGUCUCAUUCGAUGCCACAGGGCUGCAGAGUACCCUGGACGCCGCUAUAGCUUCAACGAGAGUUGGAGGGACGAUUUUCAAUGUUGCUAUUCACGAAAAACCUUUGCAAAUUAACCUUAAUGACUUGUCGUUGACAGAAAAGACCCUAAUGGGCGGCAUAUGUUAUACGAGAGAAGAUUUCGACGCGGUUAUUGCCCUUCUCAGUGACAAGUCAAUUCCAGCCGAGGAGAUGAUAACUUCUAUUGUGCCCCUGAGUAAAGCGAUUGAGGGGGGAUUUUUGGAACUGAUCAAUAACAAGGCGACACACGUAAAGAUCCUCAUUCAGCCAGACGAGUAGCGUCAUAUAUCUAACUAACAUAACUGAGUUUACAGCACGGGAAACUGCUUGUUGGUUCAUCUCUCUACGUACCUAGGUAAACAACUCAAUAAAAAAUCGUAUCCCUAAGAU